CUCUCGAGCAGCUGCUCACAGAACUUGAAGAUUUUCUGAGGAUACUGGACAAGGAGAGCUUGAGCAGCACUGCUGUUGUGAAGAAGAGCUUCCUCUCCGACCUUCUGCGGGUCUACACCAAGUCCAGUGGUGGCGAUGAGGAAUAUAUUUAUAUGAACAAAGUGACCAUCCAUAACCAGCAGGGUGACCAGGAGAAACAAGACACAGCGCUGGAUCGGAGAAACUCCUUGACCAAUGGAGACUCGGGACUGCAUUCGUCCCCUCCUCAGAAGAGCCUGCCGGACCUGCCCCCUCUAAAGAUUCCUGAAACAAAACAACCUCCGGUCCCCAAGCUCGAAUCCCCAGAGGGGUAUUACGAAGAGGCUGAGCCAUAUGAUGUCUCUCUGAACGAAGAUGGUGAAGCUGUUAGUAGCUCCUAUGAAUCUUAUGAUGAAGAAGAGAGCAGCAAAGGCAAGUCAGCAACCCAUCAGUGGCCAUCCACAGAGGCCACCAUUGAGCUGAUGAAGGACGCCCGCAUCUGUGCAUUCCUGUGGAGAAAGAAGUGGCUGGGACAGUGGGCAAAACAGCUGUGUGUUAUCAAGGACACCAGGUUGCUGUGCUACAAGACCUCCAAAGACCACAACCCUCAGCUCGACGUGAAUUUGCUGGGCUGCACUGUCAUUCACAAGGAAAAGCAAGUGAGGAAGAAAGAGCACAAGCUGAAGAUCAUCCCCAUGAACGCCGAUGUCAUCGUGCUGGGGCUGCAGAGUAAAGACCAGGCAGAACAGUGGCUCAGGGUAAUCCAGGAGACCAGCGGUCUGCUGUGCGAAGGAAGCGGAGAAGGCAACCAGUACAUCCCAGAUUCACAGCGUCUCAGUUACCCAAAGGUAGAGGUGUCUGAGAGGUACUCUGCAGCCUCCGAGAGUGGGAGCAGCACGGACGGCCACCCAGAGACAGCCGAGACAAAAGACGUUAAGAAGAAGGGCACAACUGGCCUGAAACUGAGCAACCUGAUGAACCUUGGGCGGAAAAAAUCCAGCUCCCUGGAUAGCCCAGAGAGAUCCCUGGAGACUUCAAGUUACCUGAAUGUACUAGUGAACAGCCAGUGGAAGUCCCGUUGGUGUCAGAUAAAAGACGGCCACCUCCAUUUCUACCAGGACAAGAACCGAAGCAAACUGGCUCAGCAGCCCCUGAGUUUGGCAGGUUGUGAAGUUAUCCCAGAGCCAAGCCCUGAUCAUCUCUACUCCUUCCGCAUCCUGCACAACGGGGAAGAACGGGUCGUUCUGGAGGCGAAGUCCUCGGAAGAAAUGGGCCACUGGCUGGGCCUCCUCUUGUCGGAGUCAGGUUCGAAAACAGACCCAGAGGAAUUUACCUAUGAUUAUGUGGAUGCUGACCGGGUUUCCUGCAUUGUGAGCGCCGCAAAGAACUCCUUCUUCUUAAUGCAGAGGAAGUACUCUGAGCCCAAUGCCUAUAUCGACAACCUGCCAAAGGGCAGGAUGGAGGAGGAGGAGCUGUACGAUGACGUGGAUCUGCCAGACCUGCCUGCGGAAGAAGUACCCAAGACUGAGAGCAAAUUGGAAGGAGACCAAGACAGAGUGUACCUGGAUCUCACCCCAGUGAAGUCCUUCCUACACUGUGCUGGCAAGAAGGCAUGCCAGCCUUCACCCCUCAGCUCACCAUCUUUAGAAAGGGCUUCCAACAAGGCUGCAGCAGAGAGCACAGCCGAGACAGCCCUCGUGCCUAAGGAAGCCGAGCCCUGUAGUAAGGCGACGGAGACCUCGGAGCAGAAACACCCAGAGAAGCCGGAGCCCGACGAGGCACCACCACAGAUGCCUGCCAUCAAAAUCCAGACGCAGCAGCAGAACAUCGCCUUCCCCCAGCCGGCCCCUGAGCUGCCGGCGGUCACAGUGACGGUGGGCAGUCCCCAGCUUGUGCCCGCACACCGGCCCAAGCUACCGCUGCCGGCAGCAGCAGUGGAAACCAAGCUGGGCAAGAACAGGACAGAGGCGGAGGUGAAGCGGUUUACAGAGCAGAAGGAGCAGCUGGAGAAGGAGAAGGAUGAAAUCCGGGCUCAGCUCACCCAGCUGCGCAAGGAGAGGCGGGAGCUGAAGGAAAUGCUUGCAGGCAGCACAGACAAGGUCCUGGAGCAGAGGCUGAAGGAGAUAGAAGAAGAGUGCAAAAGGAAGGAGAGCCAGAGGGUGGACCUGGAGCUGAGCCUGGUGGAGGUGAAGGAGAACCUGAAGAAGGCAGAGUCUGGCCCUGUGACGCUGGGCACUACCGUGGACACCACGCACCUGGAGAACGCAGCCCCCCGG
Molecule: messenger RNA, 2294 nt
Organism: Pelecanus crispus (Dalmatian pelican)
Lineage: Eukaryota; Metazoa; Chordata; Aves; Pelecaniformes; Pelecanidae
Source: RefSeq, a predicted model, not a curated record